Galendromus occidentalis (western predatory mite) is the source of this 738-nucleotide messenger RNA. RefSeq lists its product as uncharacterized. Lineage: Eukaryota; Metazoa; Arthropoda; Arachnida; Mesostigmata; Phytoseiidae. The transcript has a single exon. The coding region runs from base 1 to 738 and encodes 245 amino acids. The record is from RefSeq and is a predicted model, not a curated record.
AUGACUUUCACGGCGGAAGACGUGCAACGGAUCGUGUCCACAGCAGUAAGGGAAGCUCUCCAACAAGCCCCCAAACAAACGGCGAGCACCUCAGGGUACACCAUCAUGGACCAUCUCAACAGUAGAAUCCCUAAAUUUACAUUCAAGCCGGAAAACGGACACACGUUCGAGAAAUGGUACGCAAGAUACGCGCCAAUACUCGAAUCAGAAGGGGGCGCCCUGGCCAUGAAAGAUACGAUCCGAUUCGUCAUCAGUAAACUCAAUUCCAUAGAGUACGACGCGUUCGUCAAUCACAUUAAACCCGUGAAAAUUGGCGAUCUGAGCCCAGAUGACGCGAUCGAACAGCUCACCAAACUCUUCUGCGUCUCCAUGAGCCUGUUCAAGAGACGCAUUGAAUCGCUCAACAUCAAACGAUCGGGUCGAACGCUGAAGGAGCUCACGGGAGUCAUCAACGAAGCGGCGGAAGACGCAGAAUGGGGAGGCAUACAGCUUGACGAGAUGAAACAAUACAUCCUGAUGCUGUCCCUCAUGAACUCGGAAGACAACGACAUCCGAGCACGCGCCGCUCGAUUGAUGGAGGAAGAUAUAGAUUAUUUUUUCCCGGAAGUUAUGGACGACCUAGAAAAUUUCGAGCAACUCAAAAAUGACUUGGCUCCGUCCACGACGAAACGAUUCGAGAUUAAUCCACCGAAACGAGAAAAACCGAAACCGUUUGCUGGCCGUGGAAUAGUAAUAUGA